AUGGUUCUCGCAUUUUCCGUCGACGAGGAACUUGAAAUACCACCCGAGAUCUGGCUUCUAGUGCUCGAUUAUCUGGAGCCGCACGACCUUCGCGAAUGCCGGUUAGUAAGCCGGAGCUUGGAACCUCUUGCUGCGUCUUUGUUUUUCAAGACUCUUGUGUUCCAGUUCAGUAGACGUAGUGUUGAUAACCUCGCCCAAAUAGCAGCCAACAAAAGAUUAGCUGGGUAUGUGAGAACCCUCGUGCUUUGGAGAGGUCCGAAACUUGGAUUACGAAGUUUCAAAUCUUUUGAAGAAUGGGAGGAGUGUUUAAUAUGGCCGAAUGAACAAGAUACCAGCGACGACAGCUACUCCAGUGAUGGAUCCAGCAACGACAGCAAAGAAAGUGCCUGGAUGUCUGAAAGAGAUUGGUCUGAAUUGACGCAUACUCAAAAGUCGGGCUUGUAUCGCGACUACAACAAGGAGAGAAAAAUGACACCAGAUGUCAGAGGGUAUCUCAUCAACGGAGUCAAGGAUGCUGUAGAAAAAUUGAUCAAGCUUUCCAAAAUCAUACACGACCCCGUUGUUCGAGGCGAAAGUCAAUGGACUGAGCAAUGGAAACAGCUACGCUUUGAUCACUGGAUCAACCUUCCGUUCUCUGAUUCUUGGGAGAAGGAGCAUGACGUCGAUGCUCUCCACUUUGCAUGUCUGCUGCUAGCUCUUGGGCGUAUCGAAGAACAUCUGACUCAUCUGAAAUCGCUAACUUUCUACGUUGAGGGACCGGCGUUUUGGGGCCCGAAUCGACUACGACAACUCUUCCAAGAGUACGAUCAUCGCAAAAUUAGGCAAUUACGAGAAUCCAUCAUCGAUGCUACACAGGCAGACGUGAUCGCUGAUGGAGACUUUGAUGGCAGCAUGGGAUUGAAUGAUGAGGUUGCCCGACUAGUCAGCAUGGGAAAGAUCGUGCGUCAUCUUACCCAUAUUGACUGCUAUGUCUCCGAUGAAGAUAACAACGGAAGCCUCCUCACUAUAGCGAAGCCGCUCUUCGCGAUUCUUUGCGAUGGCGCGAACUUGGAACAGGUUUCUCUUGCCUUUGGCGACUUCGCUGACCAAGACACUGAAAGCUAUGACAGCUUAAUCUACUAUCAUGAUACAAGACCAGGUCUACUGCCUGCACUAGCACGCCGCAAACCCUGGCCGAAAGUCACCAAGUUGAAACUUUCGAUCGCGACAAACUUGUCUACUUUGCUAGAGUUUCUGGACUCACUCGCGCCGACGCUACGCCAUCUGAUACUAGAGGAAGUUACACUCCUGCCCAGUGAAGACGAAAAAGCAUUAUGGGAAAUUGCUCUUCCGAGCAUAGCAAGUAGCCUUCAGGGACUUCAGCAACUAGAGUUGUCGUUUUUACAGGACUUCCCAAGCCAAGAACAAGGCCCAGAUGCGCGCAAACUUUUGAAUCCUUUCGUGGACGCGUGGCAGGGGAGGCGCGAUUGUUAUGAUCAUCAUAUACAUAUUGUGACUAAUGAUCUCAUGCGUACGCAAGAGCUACAACACCCGCUGGAAUCUGACGCAUUCAUGGAACAACACAACUGGAUCUGCGAGCAUGUAAUUCAACUCACUAGUUAA
Messenger RNA from Exserohilum turcica Et28A, 1602 nucleotides. RefSeq lists its product as uncharacterized. The transcript has a single exon. Bases 1 to 1602 code for a protein of 533 amino acids. Lineage: Eukaryota; Fungi; Ascomycota; Dothideomycetes; Pleosporales; Pleosporaceae. Gene Ontology annotation, molecular function: protein binding. The record is from RefSeq and is a predicted model, not a curated record.